Messenger RNA from Penicillium soppii, 2520 nucleotides. Its product is annotated as cysteine--tRNA ligase. Gene Ontology annotation, molecular function: ATP binding; cysteine-tRNA ligase activity. The annotation marks the transcript as partial. Gene Ontology annotation, biological process: cysteinyl-tRNA aminoacylation. The record is from RefSeq and is a predicted model, not a curated record. The transcript is spliced from 2 exons. NCBI's taxonomy places the organism in Eukaryota, Fungi, Ascomycota, Eurotiomycetes, Eurotiales, Aspergillaceae. Gene Ontology annotation, cellular component: cytoplasm.
AGCCCCUCCAAGCGCUUUGUUUCUUUCUUUAUGCUCUCCCCUCAAUCCCUCUCCCUACGACCCCUUCUUUCAUUUUCUUUCUCUCCGUCCAGAUCUACGUCGGCUUCUUUCAGGUUCAUGUCUUCUCGCCAGCAGCCGCCCUGGCGGCAACCGGCCUCCAGCGCGCAACUGCCCGCAUUGAAGGUGUGGAACUCUUUGACCAAGUCGAAGACUCCCUUCGUCCCGAUCGACCCUGCAGGAAAGAAGGUUGUGUGGUACGCCUGUGGACCGACUGUUUACGACGAUGCGCAUUUGGGACACGCCCGCAACUAUGUCAGCACCGAUAUCAUUCGCCGAAUCAUGCGCGACUACUUUAAAUUUGAUGUGCACUUUGUUAUGAACAUUACGGAUGUGGACGACAAGAUCAUUCUUCGCGCUAGACAACAACAUUUGUUCAACGAAUUUGUCGCUACAAACCCUACGAUUACCCCAGAGGUCCUCGAAACUGCUAAGCAUGCCUUCGCUGCCUAUCUUACGAAAAAUCUAUCCUUGCUCGACUCCGAACUCCCCCCUUCACAAUACCAGAAUGAGGUGGAAAAGACAUAUGCGACUAUUUUGAACGGUGGAGCACUGCCCGGCAAUGAGAAGGCUGGUGAUGAUGAAGCUAAGGUCAAAAUGCACAUCAAGACGGCCGCCUCGGCAGCCAAGGUCAUCACGCAGGCUGAAGCUCGUGGUAGUGUUGACCCUGCUGCUUUUGCCGAAUCAUUCUAUAAUGGGGCUCAAGAUCUUAUUCUGCCCUACCUCGAUGCCCUUAAGGGUGCAUCGGUUAAUGCGGAUGACCAUAGUAUCUUUACUAAGUUGACUAAGAGAUAUGAGGAGCGAUUCCUUCGGGAUAUGCGGGAUCUGAAUGUUCUUGACCCUACUGAGUUGACUCGCGUUACAGAAUACGGUGACGAAAUUGCGGCUUUCGUUGAACGUAUCGUAAAGAACAACUUUGGAUAUGCUACAAAAGAUGGAUCAGUGUACUUCGAUAUUAAUGCUUUCGAAGCUGCGGGUCUCCCGUACGCUCGCCUCGAGCCGUGGAGUCGGUCUGACAAUAAGCUAGCCGCAGAAGGAGAAGGCUCCUUGGCUAGUAAGAGUACAGAGAAGCGUGGUGCUUCCGACUUUGCUCUCUGGAAGUCUUCGAAGCCCGGCGAGCCUAGCUGGUCUAGCUCCUGGGGUAAGGGUCGCCCCGGAUGGCACAUUGAGUGCUCGGCCAUGGCAUCCGCUAGGCUAGGCAAGCAGAUGGAUAUCCACUCUGGUGGUAUUGAUCUUGCCUUCCCCCAUCACGACAAUGAACUGGCCCAGAGUGAAGCAUACUGGCACGGACACGGAUCCCACGACCAGUGGGUCAACUACUUCCUCCAUAUGGGCCACCUAUCUAUCCAAGGAUCUAAGAUGUCUAAGUCGUUAAAAAACUUCACAACUAUUCGGGAGGCCCUCGACCGCAAGGAUUGGACUCCUAGAGGCUUACGUAUCGUCUUCCUCUUAGGUGGCUGGAAGGAGGGAGUUGAGAUCACGGAUGAUCUCGUGAGAACCGGCAGCUCAUGGGAGGAGAAGGUGAACAACUUCUUCCUUAAGGUCAAAGACCUUGCCACUUCCCAGUCAUCAGGCACCGAAACCGCGUUCGCUGCCGACUUAGAGGCGGCCAAAAAGGCAGUCAACGACCAGCUCUGCGAUUCUUUCAAUACCCCGGCUGUUAUGCAGUCAAUUUCUGAGCUCAUCUCCAAAUUUAACAUUGUCGAUAAGGCCAGCGUGCCCGCCAAGGAUAUUCUGGCCGCGGGCCAGUGGGUUACCUCAAUGGUGAACAUCUUCGGUCUGAACGGCACUUCUUCGGCCGAUAGCAACAACACUGAAAUCGGCUGGUCGGGCAUCGACAUCCCCGUCGAAGCUAAGCCGUACCUAUACCCGCUCGCCGCUAUUCGAGACACACUCCGUGAAGCUGCACGGUCUUCAGCUGGAAUCACUGCAAAGGAUCUCGAAGAAGCACUCGCCCGUACAUCGACUCCCCAAGAAGCCCCUGAAUCCGCCAAGCCAUACGCCGAUAUUUACACCAACUUCCGCGCAAAGGUUGCAUCCUUAGAGUCUUCUCCCUCCCAGUCGAUCAGCAAAGACGUUCUGUCUCUAUGCGAUCGGGUCCGAGACAUCGACCUCUUCGAUGUCGGUGUCUACCUCGAAGAUCGGGAGAACCAGCCCGCCCUCGUUCGGCCAGUCACCCAAGAAAUGCUUAAGGCCCGGGCAGAAAAGGAAGCCAGGGCCACCCAGAAGUUGGCUGAAAAGAAGAAGCAAGAACAGGAAGCUUUGAAGAAGGCAGAGAAGGGCAAGCUCAGCCAUCUUGAGAUGUUCCGCACCAACGAAUAUAGUGCCUGGGAUGAGGAAGGCAUUCCCCUUCGUGAUGCUGCGGGUGAGGAAAUUACCAAGAGCCGGUCUAAGAAGCUCCGCAAGGAGUGGACGGUCCAGAAGAAGGCGCACGAGGCUUGGUUGGCCACUCAGGCUAAAUAG